UGAAUAUUACGGCUGUGGGUUACUUACGCUUUCUAGCUCCGUUCAUCACUUUAUUUUGAGUUGCAUACAAAUAGUUAGUCGCUUUUGACUUCCACAAUAGACUUCACUACUCCACAAUGAGCUCCAUGCGAGGCUUGACGGUUUUUAUUGCCGACAUUAGAAAAUGUCGUAUACGUGAGCUGGAGGAAAAAAGAAUCAACAAAGAAAUGGCCAAUAUCCGUUCGAAAUUCAAAGAGGGAAAUUUGAAUGGGUAUCAAAAGAAGAAAUAUGUCUGCAAAUUACUAUACAUGUACAUUCUCGGUUGGGAUAUUGAUUUCGGUCAUAUGGAAGCUGUCAACUUGAUUUCUAGUCAAAAGUACAGCGAAAAACAAAUUGGUUAUCUAGCAGUGACCUUGCUUUUCCAUGAGAACAGUGAUUUGCUUCGACUUGUUGUCAACUCGAUCAAGAAGGAUCUAGAUGAUAUGAACGAGAUCAACAACUGUUUAGCGUUGCAUGCCAUUGCAAAUAUUGGUGGUAGAGAAAUGGCCGAAAGUCUCGCUGUGGAUGUUCAUCGUUUAUUGAUAUCACCGACGUCAAAAAGCUUUGUUAAGAAGAAGGCUGCUUUGACAUUGUUACGUCUGUUUCGUAAACAUCCAGAUGUAGUUCCGGUGAUGGAAUGGGCUGAAAGAAUUGUGUCUUUAAUGGAUGAAUACGAUUUGGGUGUUGCAUUGAGUGUUACAACAUUGAUUCUGGCUCUAGCCCAAAGCUAUCCUAACGAAUAUAGCGGAUGUUACGAAAAAGCAGUGAAUCGAUUGAAAAGGAUUCUCAUUGAUCGAGAUUAUAGUAUCGAUUAUAUCUAUUACAAAGUGCCCAUUCCUUGGCUACAAGUGAAAUGCUUACGUUUACUUCAAUAUUAUCCUCCACCUGACGAUCCCAAGCUACAAGCCGAUAUUACAGAAUUACUGCAAAUCAUUAUCACGAAUUCACAGGAUACACCAAAGAAUGUUCAACACAGCAACGCGCAAAAUGCCGUUCUCUUUGAAGCGAUCAACCUUGCUAUUCAUGUGGACAGUAAUUCCAGCAUUUGCGCGCAAGCAGCAGCGCUUUUGGGCAGAUUCAUAUCUAGCAAGGAAACGAAUGUGAGGUAUUUAGGUUUGGAAACCAUGGCUCAUUUAGCAGCUUGUUUGACGUCGCUUGAGCCCAUCAAACGGCACCAAGAGACCAUUCUGAUGUCACUCCGAGAUAAAGAUAUCAGUGUCCGUCGCCGAGGAUUGGAUUUAUUGUAUUCGAUGUGCGAUACAUCGAAUGCCAAAGUGAUUGUAUCGGAAUUACUGCGUUACCUGCAGGUAGCAGAUUAUGCCAUGCGUGAGGAAAUGGUGUUGAAAAUAGCCAUUUUAGCGGAAAAGUUCGCCUCAACGUACUCAUGGUAUGUCGAUAUUAUUCUCCAGCUUAUCUCUACAGCGGGAGAACAAGUCAGUGAGGAAGUGUGGUUUCGCGUCGUUCAAAUUGUGACGAACAACGAAGAUUUACAAGAAUAUGCAGCCAAAACCGUACUUAAUUAUUUGGGAUCGCCCCAAUACAACGAAACCAUGGUCAAAGUCGGAGGCUAUAUUCUUGGUGAAUUCGGUCAUUUAAUCGCCAACCUCAGGGGCUGCAGUCCUAUUGAGCAAUUCAAUGCCAUCCACGCCAAGUUCAAUCUUUGCUCAUUGCAAACGCGCGCGCUUCUCUUGACGACGUAUGUCAAAUUUGUGAAUUUGUUUCCAGAGAUCAAAGGACAGAUAUUGCCUGUACUGAAUCAAUACCGAUAUGUUUUGGAUGCUGAGCUCCAGCAAAGAGCAUGUGAAUACUUUUCUAUUUCAACGAUGGCAACGGACGACAUGCUGCAGACAGUGUGUGAGGAAAUGCCUCCUUUCCCAGAAAGGGAAUCCACUUUAUUAUUGAAACUAAACGAGAAGCAAGGGGAUACGGUGGACAGCCGUGUAUGGGUGAUUGGUGGUCGUGAAGCCAACGCGGAACGUCAAGACACGCUUAAACGGAUGGUCUCUGUUCGAUCAAGCUCAGCUGAUCACUUCCACACCACGACGACGACGACGACGACGGGCUAUAGUCGUUCUUCGGCACCCGCACCGCCCUCCUCUGCUGGGGCGGCGCCUGUACGAUCCAUGACUGCGCCUUCGAGCCACCUUUCGUCCAUGCUGACUCAGCCAAACCCACCACAAGAGAAGGAGCGCGACUUGCUCGAUUUAUCCGACUUGACACUCGAGGAUCGUUCUUCUCAUCAACAAAGUGCACUUCAAACAACGCACCUCGAUACAACUACGCCGCUCGCACCUGAUUAUGAGCUCGGUUAUAACUUACUUCAGCACAAAGCAGAGGGUGUUUUAUAUGAAGACCAGCAAAUGCAAGUGUCCGUCAAGUCAGAAUAUCACGCCGCUCAGGGCAGAGUGGCUCUCUACUUGACCAAUAAAACAGCGUACACGAUGUCGGGUAUCCGUCUGGUCGUUGGACCUGUCGAAGGCGUGAAUGUGACCGUGUUGUCGCCUGAUGAAGGGCAAGCUCUCCUACCCAGCGGAUCACAAAUGCAGCAGCUUCUUUCGGUCGAAUGUAGGGAUGUUUUUCUUCACUCACCAGAGAUUUUCAUUGCGUAUACCAUGGAUCGGGAGAGUCAGGUGCUUCACCUUAAAUUACCCAUUCUCCUGACCAAGUUUCAAGAACCCAUCACGACGAUGGACGGAAGCAACUUUUUCAAACGUUGGAAUCAAAUCGGGGGUCCUCCUCGCGAGAGCCAAGUGAUUUUCAAGAGCGAGGUGCCUAUUCAACCUGCGCAUGUGACGACGCUACUGCAAGAGUUCGGCUUGGGGCUAUUGAUAGGGGUGGAUCCCAAUCCCAAUAACUAUGUGGGUGCCGGUAUUAUAGAUUCAGGUCCACAAGGAGGAAAGAUUGGUGUUUUAUUACGGCUGGAACCGAACCUUGAACAAAAUAUGUAUCGUUUAACAGUGAGAGCACCUAUAGAAAGCGCAUCUGCUAUCGUCCGUGAAAUAUUAACAAGACCUUUAACUUAUGGAUCGUAAUGAUUCUUAUCGAUAAGCUACUACCAUCUCACUCAUACCCGUAGCUUUUUUUUUUUUUCCCCAAUUUGUAACAAUAAAAACAAAAAAUUACGUGAGGAC
Mycotypha africana is the source of this 3149-nucleotide messenger RNA. RefSeq names its product adaptin N terminal region-domain-containing protein. Gene Ontology annotation, cellular component: membrane coat; AP-2 adaptor complex. The record is from RefSeq and is a predicted model, not a curated record. The transcript is spliced from 10 exons. Gene Ontology annotation, molecular function: clathrin-cargo adaptor activity. Gene Ontology annotation, biological process: intracellular protein transport; clathrin-dependent endocytosis. Lineage: Eukaryota; Fungi; Mucoromycota; Mucoromycetes; Mucorales; Mycotyphaceae. The coding region runs from base 117 to 3050 and encodes 977 amino acids.